UAUCGCCAUAUUGAGGGAGACUUGCCGAGCAGCCAUCGGAGAAACCAGUUUUGGUGAAGAGUUUUCCACAGGUUUGGGGACGUCUUCUGCAAUAGAUAUUAAGGAUUUAAAGAUCCUGAAGUCACCUGAAAAUGGAAAGGUAGUUAAGGUCCAGAAACCCAGGGUUAGUCUGGUAUCGGCUACUCCUAAGAAGAAAAAGGAGCAAUCUUCAGGAGACUCCAAGAAGUCUGAACAAAUAGGAGAUGCCAGGAAGACCCCCAAUGGAGAGUACCCCAAGAAGCAGAGCUAUCCUGGGAAGGGCCAAAAUGGCGAGAUUGCAGCAAAGAGGGGCCAAAAUGGACAUGUUGGAAAACCAGCCAAUGAGGAUUCCAAGAAGAAUGGGAAUGACUCCAGGAAGAAUGGCAGUGAUUCCAGAAAAUUCCUGGAGCAGAUGGGGGAUGUUAGAACCAGCCAGAUAUCUCCAAGAGACUUUGGAAAUAGGGACCAAAAUGGAGAGGUGAUGAACGGAGGGAGCAGAGAGGGGACUCCCACUAAGAUGGGAAGGAAACGGCACAACUCAUUCUCUGGUUUUGGACGCAGGUCUCAAAACACGACUCCCAAGAAGUUUGAAAAUGGACGCCCGAGAUCCAAGACUAAGCUGGAGAACAACAACACGUUCUCCCCGAUCUCCCCAACAGUUAUGAAUGAAGAGUUUGACUUUGAGAAGAACCUGGCACUUUUUGACAAGGCAGCUAUAUUUGAGGAGUUGGACAUGUUGAACGGGCAGGUCUCAGAGACUAAGAAGCCUCAGAACUACAGACAUGAUGAGAACAUCCUCGGUGACCAGGAGGCAGUAGUGUAUAGACAGAUCAUUGUACCACAGCAGAGCAGCAUGGAGUUUAACACAGAUUGUGGCCUGGUGGUCCCUAGUAUCUCCUUAGAGCUGAGAAGGAGGUUAUAUGGGGCAGCAGAGAAAUGUGGGUUGUCGGAUGAGAAACAGCUAGAGGUGAUUGGUAUGUGCAGCAGUCAGAUGGCACUGCAGCUGCUGGGUGGAAGCAGUAGGCUGAACCCACGUAACACCCAUCAGAUGCCCUCAGUGGUGGUCCUGUGUGGCCCCCACAGACAGGGUGCCCAGGGCAUCAGCUGCGCUCGGCACCUCGCUAACAAGGGAGUCAACGUUACAGUGUUCCUGCCAAGCUUCAAGAAGAUGUUGGAGUGUCUGACACUGGAGCUGCAAAUGUUCAACAUGACAGAUGGUGUACACACUCCAAUACACACAGGUCUUCCCACAGAGCAUGUGGACCUGAUCAUCAACACGUUGGAUGGACAGGAGAGUGCGUUUCUCAGGGACCAGGCCUGGUACCGCAGUGUGGUGCAGUGGGUUGCACAGAACAAGGCUCCUGUGCUGGCUGUCGACCCUCCCUGUAAUCCACCGAAUUACCCCAUCCAGCCCAAGUGGUCCCUGUCUCCAGCGCUGCCCCUUGCGUUACCAGAGGCAGCUGGCACACUGUACCUCUGUGAUAUGGGGAUUCCAAGUAAGGUUUACGCUGAGGUGGGGAUCAAGUACAAGUCUCCGUUUGGCCACAAAUGUGUCAUUGCCUUGCACCACAUUAAUGCUUCUUAGUGUGUACUAUACAAUGUCUAUGUCCCUUUAGACUUCAGAUGACAGUUAGACAGAGACUAGAUUGGAAUGUUACAUUGAAAGGCAUGGAUUUUCAAGCCUUCAUAAAAAUGUUACAAAUGUA
Branchiostoma floridae (Florida lancelet) is the source of this 1724-nucleotide messenger RNA. Its product is annotated as enhancer of mRNA-decapping protein 3-like. Gene Ontology annotation, molecular function: mRNA binding. Gene Ontology annotation, biological process: deadenylation-independent decapping of nuclear-transcribed mRNA; P-body assembly. Gene Ontology annotation, cellular component: P-body. Lineage: Eukaryota; Metazoa; Chordata; Leptocardii; Amphioxiformes; Branchiostomatidae. The record is from RefSeq and is a predicted model, not a curated record.